This is a messenger RNA of Paramisgurnus dabryanus, 1695 nucleotides long. RefSeq names its product G-protein coupled receptor 20. Gene Ontology annotation, molecular function: G protein-coupled receptor activity. The record is from RefSeq and is a predicted model, not a curated record. Gene Ontology annotation, cellular component: plasma membrane. NCBI's taxonomy places the organism in Eukaryota, Metazoa, Chordata, Actinopteri, Cypriniformes, Cobitidae. Gene Ontology annotation, biological process: positive regulation of Rho protein signal transduction; phospholipase C-activating G protein-coupled receptor signaling pathway.
AUGGGGACGUCCCACAGAGAGCAUCUUAACAUCACCGCUGAGUGUCCAGUAAAUGUCAGCGGUCAUCUCCUGGAGAUGUCUUAUCUAAAGAAACUCUCUCAUCUGGAUGAAGAUUUAUAUCAUAACUUUUACAGUCUGUGGGUCACACUGAUUGUGGUCAACACGUUAAUGUUUGUGGUCGGUGUGGUUCUCAAUAGUCUGGCCCUCUAUGUCUUCUGUCAGCGUAGUCGCUCUCGCACGACUCCCGCCAUCUACACCAUAAACCUGGCGGUAGCCGACCUGCUGGUGGCGCUGUCUCUCCCGGCCCGCAUAGCUCUCUACUACAGCAGCGGUGACUGCGUGGCCUGUUUCUAUGUCCACACCUUCAGCUAUUUUGUAAAUAUGUACUGCAGCAUCUUAUUUCUCACCAGCAUCUGUGUCGAUCGCUACGUGGCAGUCGUGCGGCCGCCGGGAACCUCGGGCCGCUGGCGAAGCCCUGCCGUAGCUAAAGGUGUAAGCGUGUGCGUGUGGCUGUUUGCCGUGGUGGUUACCUACUCUCUUCAGAUCUCCGCUCUUGAGUUGCACAGCAUGUCCUGUCAUCGUCUCACUGUCAUCUUCACCCUCACCCUGCUGGAGUUCGUAUUACCGCUCCUGGUCAUCAUAGCGUUCACCGUUCGUGCGGCCUGCGCGCUGGCAGACGGCAAGAUGAUGGCACAGAGCCGGGGAUGCCGCGCCCGGGCCGUCAGGCUGCUCGUAGCCGUGCUGGUUGUGUUCAGCGUGUGUUUUACGCCGUAUCACGUUCGUGAAGCAGUGGUUUAUUUCCAGCUAGGUGGCAGCAGAGAGCAGCACGUUGUGGCGUAUCAUGCCACCAUCACCCUCAGCAGUUUAAAUAGCUGCCUUGAUCCUGUGGUCUACUGCUUUGUGCCGGAUAGCUUUCGUUCCACCCUACGCAGGGAACGGAGGAUGAGAUUGUUGGAGCAUCCGGAGCGGAGCUCUGUAGUCAAUGCUAGCAGAAACCUGGGAGAUGCAGGAACGCCAGUGACCAUUGGGUACAGCGUGGCUUUAUUGACACACAACACACUUCCACCCACGGAGAGACAUCCCUGCCCGAAAACAACACAGACAGACAACAGUGAAUAUCAAACACUUAACAAAGAUAUCUCUCCAAACUGAAACUUGGACACACAGAGAGAGAGAGAGAGAGGGAGGGGGGAGUGCAAUGCUUUCAUAUGAAAUAAUAAUGAUGCCUCCGUCUAUAAACAGACUAUAAAAAACACAUUUCCAGCGAUGAGAUGUUUGUCGAUCCACUGAGCAAUAAAAUGCUGUGUGACGUGACAGAUCUUUCUGAUUCUUCCGAAUGAUAGAUGUUCCUGUAGCUCAAUGGUAUUGCAUUAGCAGUGCAAAAGCGUUUGGGUUUAAUCCCAGGUAGCAUGCAUACUAAUAAAAGGUGUAGCUUGAAUGCACUGUAAAGUACUUUGCAUAAAAGUGCAGCUAAAUGCAUACAUGUAUGUUAUGGGUCAACAUUUUAAUCAACCAAUCAAAUUCGAGGGAUAAGUUUACAAUGAAUGUGACGUUUAGGAUUACAGCCUGGGUAAGGUGUUUCUCCCCUCAUCACAUUUACAUUACGUUUAUGAAUUUAGCAGACGCUUUCAUCCAAAAUGUUUACAAUGCAUAAUAAAAAUAUUUUUGCCCUUCUCUGGGCAAAAAUAUAUUUGA